AUGAAGGUACCGUCGGUAAAGUUGGAAGUGGACGGUGAACCCCUUUUCCUAAAACGACGCGUUCUCCCAUACGAUCAACGGGAAGGUGUCCUGAAAGCGUUACAGAAAAUGGAACAAAAUGGUGUGAUAAACAAAGUUGAAUCCAGUGCCUGGGUGACCCCGAUUAUCGUGGCGAUUAAAGUGAUAGUAGGACACCACGGAUCUGUGGAGAUUAUUGAAUGA
Molecule: messenger RNA, 222 nt
Organism: Echinostoma caproni
Lineage: Eukaryota; Metazoa; Platyhelminthes; Trematoda; Plagiorchiida; Echinostomatidae
Source: the annotation of a GenBank genome assembly